CAACAGGGAAGCCCAUCGGCUCAGAUGCACCGAACCCUACCACGCCACCCGCCCCGCGCCCCGCGCUGCCCCGACCCCGGUCGGGUAUAUUACCUACGUCUGGCUAUAGCGGCCGCCGUCGUCGCAGGAGGUGGGAAAGAAUGAUCGGAACCAAGUAGAGGCCCUGAUUCUUCAAAAAAACAAACGAAAGGGAAACGUAGAGGCUUCAUUCUCUUUGUCGAUCGUGUUGUGCGAUUUCUUUUACUAUGGCACUCCCCAAGGUUCCCCCUAGCGGCAUUUGGGCGCCGGCCGUGACCUUCUUCGACCCCGAGACCGACACCCUCGACACCGAGUCGCAGGCGACGUACUACGCCUACCUCUCGAAGUCGGGCCUCGCCGGGCUCGUCAUCCUAGGAACCAACGCCGAGACCUUCUUGUUGACCCGCGAGGAGCGUCGGACGCUGCUCGAGACGGCGCGGCGCGCGUGCGGGCCCGCCUUCCCCAUCAUGGCCGGGUGCGGCGGCCACUCGACGCGCCAGGUCCUAGAAUUCAUCGCCGACGCCGCGGCCGCCGGUGCCAACUACGCGUUGGUGCUGCCGCCGGGGUACUUCGGCAAGGCGACGACGGCGGCGGUGGUCGACCGCUUCUACGCCGACGUGGCAGCCGCGAGCCCGCUCCCCGUGCUCGUCUACAACUUCCCGGGCGUGUGUAACGGCGUCGACCUCGACUCGGCCACGGUCGCGCGGCUCGCCCGCGCCCACGACAACAUCGUCGGCGUUAAGCUGACCUGCGGCUCCGUGGCCAAGAUCACGCGCCUCGCCGCCGAGCUGCCCGCCGACCGGUUCGCCACCUUCGGCGGCCAGUCCGACUUCCUCAUCGGCGGGCUCAGCGUCGGGUCCGCCGGCUGCAUCGCCGCCUUCGCCAACGUGUUCCCCAAGGUCAUCUCGCGCAUCUACGCCCUGCACCGCGCCGGCGAGCACGCUGCUGCCCUCGCCCUGCACCAGAAGGCCGCGCUCGCCGAGCAGCCCUGUAAAGCUGGCAUCGCCGCUACUAAGUACGCCGUCGCUAUCCACUCCGCCAAGGCUGCCGGCAUCCAGGACGCAGCCAACAAGCUCAAACCCCGCCGGCCGUAUCUCGAGCCGACCGACGCGGCGAAGGCUGAGAUCGCCGCACAGAUGGCAGAGCUAGCCGCCAUCGAAAAUAGUCUGUAGGCAGACAGAGGGAGGGAGAAAGCCGUAGUAAGAGUGUGGCUAGAUAGAUAGACGGGUAGAUUACUAGUUUUACCAGCCUCCGGCACAUAGGACACACGUUGAAAUUGUGAAUAUCAAGAACGUCGCGGCUGCUUCUGAUUUAGAGC
Molecule: messenger RNA, 1336 nt
Organism: Durotheca rogersii
Lineage: Eukaryota; Fungi; Ascomycota; Sordariomycetes; Xylariales; Xylariaceae
Product: aldolase
Exons: 1
Coding region: 246-1190 (314 amino acids)
Molecular function (GO): 4-hydroxy-tetrahydrodipicolinate synthase activity
Source: RefSeq, a predicted model, not a curated record